Molecule: messenger RNA, 423 nt
Organism: Funneliformis geosporum
Lineage: Eukaryota; Fungi; Glomeromycota; Glomeromycetes; Glomerales; Glomeraceae
Source: the annotation of a GenBank genome assembly
AUGAAUUUAAUCGAAAGCAAAUACACUUAUUUAGCCCUUGACCAAGUUGACCAACAAACUCACUACUUAAUUGCCGAUAUUUUGAACCGCAAACUGCCCUUGGCUAAUUGUCGGGAUAAAAAAAUUUUUAAUCCGGAGGAUGAUGCGGAUUACCGCACUCUGGGGGCAGAAUACGAGAAUGAUUUCGGCAAUGACUUACCCAACCAAAAAGAAGCAAGUCAAGCCAUUGCCUAUGAAUAUUUAUUCUUAGUAGUCAAAGAUAAACCUAAAAAAAAGAAAAUUACUAAAUCAGUAAUUUCCAAAAAAACCAAAAAACCGACUAAUUUACCGGCAAUUAGAAAUGCCAAAGUCCAUUCCAAAAAAACUAAGCAAAAUCCAGUUGAAUACUAUAAUUGCCUUUUAACCCAAGCCCAAAAUAAUUGA